This is a messenger RNA of Dentiscutata erythropus, 624 nucleotides long. The record is from the annotation of a GenBank genome assembly. Lineage: Eukaryota; Fungi; Glomeromycota; Glomeromycetes; Diversisporales; Gigasporaceae.
AUGUGUAGCAACAUAUCUUGCAUUGAUUCUAAUAAGAAUGAUACAAUUCUUCUUUCACCGGAAUUAUUGCCAUCGAUACCUUCAAAUAUCAAUAAAAUAAAAACCACAACAACAAAUUCUCAUUCAUCUACCAUGCCACCUUUACCUAUCACGAACCAGCGAAUAUCGUCAAUAGAUAGUCAACAUGUUACCAAGGAUUUAUGUAAAGUAGAAAAAAAAUGUAACGACGACGACGACAAAACCAUGGUAGAAUAUUGUUCUAUAUGCACAGAACAUAUAAGUGUUUAUGCUGUUUCUCAGUGUAAUCAUAGAAUUUGUUACUUGUGCGCUUUGAGAUCCAGAGUUUUAUUUAAAACCAAUACUUGCCCUUAUUGUAGAGCUCAACAAAACAAAAUAAUAUUUACACAUGAUUCUGAUACAUCGUUUUCAACACUACUAUCAUCAAAAGCUUGGUAUAUUAUUUCUGAAUUUCAAAUUUUAUGUGAAGAUGAAUCAAUUUAUCGAAUGGUUACAAAUACGAUAAGGCUUCGAUGCCCAUUAAAAUCAUGUCAAGUUGCUUACGAUGAUAGCUGGACUGAACUUGCUCAACACGUUCGUACUGCUCAUAAAUUAACGUUUUGGUGA